AGCAUUGUCGGCUGCGCCUUUGCCAGCGUCGCAUACUUCAUGCGUAUGCUGUCGAAGAUGAACCUCCCUUGCGUCAGAGGUGCCCGCGUGGAUACAAAUUUUUGGUGGGACGACUUGUUGAUCACCAUCGCCUGGUUGCUCAUCAUUCCGAUCACGGUGCUCUCGACUUUCUUGAAUACGCUGGCCAUGGGCAGAGAUGUCUGGACAAUACCGUUUGACAACAUCACCAAGGCUCUCAAGAUGUACUAUUUUGACGAGCUUCUAUAUAUUGCCGCCCUGCCAAUCAUCAAGAUCACCAUUCUUUUUACCUACCUCCGAAUCUUCCAAACGCCGAACUUCAGGAAGCUGGCUUUUGGUGCCAUUGGGAUCAACGUGGUUUUCGCCAUCACCUUCUUCGGGGUCACCGUCUUUCAGUGUAUCCCCGUCCACCUGGCAUGGACUCACUGGGACGGUACGCAUCCCGGAGAGUGCAAAGAUCUCAAUGCACUGUCAUGGGCAGCGGCAGCACUCAACAUCAUUCUCGACGUCGUUGUAGUUGGUCUGCCCAUGCCGAUGCUCUGGAAGAUGAAUCUCAACAAACGCAAGAAGAUUCUGGUGAUGCUCAUGUUUGGAGUCGGUUUCUUCGUCACGAUUGUCAGCAUUCUGCGACUCCAUCUUUUGGUCUACUUCGGCCAUUCCAAAAAUAUCACCUAUGACUACAAGAAAGUCGGGGACUGGACCGUCGUCGAGCUCAACACAGCACUCUGCUGCGCCUGUAUGCCUGGCAUUCGCAACCUCAUCCGUCGAGCUUUCCCCAAGCUAAUGGGAAGUACCGCGCGCAACUCACGUCGUACGCCGACUCCUGGCCUCUCUGGGCUACGCGGACCAACCCCUGUUACCAGUGGGCUUGGAAAGGGCGUGACGGAGGUCUAUGUCCGGCCAAGACACAGUGAUGACGACCACUUCAUUCCCCUCGACGACAUCAGCGCCGACAAU
Pseudocercospora fijiensis CIRAD86 is the source of this 975-nucleotide messenger RNA. RefSeq lists its product as uncharacterized. The record is from RefSeq and is a predicted model, not a curated record. Lineage: Eukaryota; Fungi; Ascomycota; Dothideomycetes; Mycosphaerellales; Mycosphaerellaceae. The annotation marks the transcript as partial. The transcript is spliced from 6 exons.